AUGGACCUGCUGACACCAGCAACAACAGGCAAUAUUUCUCCAACUUCUCAGACGAGCCCCAAUCCGCUGCCGAUGGGCUUUUUGAAGACCUUUAGCGGCGUCCAGAAAAAAGUAACGCGAGACGGUCAACCUCCCAAGCGGCGAGGCCCAAAACCUGACAGCAAACCAGCACAGACACGCCGGCAGGAGCUCAAUCGGCAAGCACAGAGGACCCAUCGUGAAAGGAAGGAACAGUACAUCAAGGCUCUGGAGACGGAAAUGUCAAGACUCAGAGAAAGAUAUGGAGCCGAUACCAUAGUGAUGAAAAACACGCUAGACCAGCAUCGGAGUGCCCUGGCCGAACAACAGACGGAAAACAUCAUACUGAGAGAUAUCCUAGCCUCACAUGGUAUCGAUUUUCAGGCGGAAUUCCAGAAUCGGAAAGUAGCCAUGAUGAUGCAGCCUCGGAAUGGCUCUUUUGCUCAACCAAAUACUGGCUCCGGGUCCGGCAGCUACGCGCAGAUUUCACCAACAUCAGCAACUGUUUCCGGUCGUUCUCCUCGCUCAGCAAUAGGGCAGAAAUACAGCAAUGGCCGUCUAGCCAGUGCCACUGAAGCUCCAAUGUCGGGCGGUGCCUUUCAUGGGCACUCGCAAGCAGAACCUGGAAUAUCUGAACGUGCUAUCAAACAAGAGCCUACAGGCAUUCCUGAUAUGCCUGGUAUAUUCGAGCGCAAUCAGCAGCUCGGCAUCGACUUCAUACUUGCACUUGAAGCCACGUGCCGUGAUCAUGGGGAGUAUCUAGUGCGUCGCUCAGUUAAUUCGCCUGACAACCCCGAAGAAGCCCAAUUCUCAGGUCAUGCCCUGAUGGCAUGUUGUCCGCCCCCUACACAUAUCGACACUGUGCCAGCACAACAAGGAGGGUUACAGCCGACCUAUCCGCACCAAGUCCCGAACAUUCCCGCCGACACUCUUAACAUCCUCCUCAAUCUAAGUCAACAGAUAGCAGGCGAAGGACAUAUGGAAGGAGGGCAGGUAACACCAAUCAUGGCCCUGCAGCAGCUCAAGUCUCAUCCACAAUAUCUGUCCCUGACCGCAGAGGACGUAAGGGCAAUGACCGAGUCAGUCAAGAAAAAGAUACGGUGUUAUGGAUUCGGAGCAGUCAUGGAAGAUUUCGAGUUGCGGGAUGCGUUACAAGCUAUAUUUGCGUCGAAGUAUGGCUAUUAUGAUCAGGGGUAUGGUGGUGAUGAGCAGCUACGAGCAGACGAUUUAUGA
Endocarpon pusillum Z07020 is the source of this 1251-nucleotide messenger RNA. RefSeq lists its product as uncharacterized. The record is from RefSeq and is a predicted model, not a curated record. Lineage: Eukaryota; Fungi; Ascomycota; Eurotiomycetes; Verrucariales; Verrucariaceae. The coding region runs from base 1 to 1251 and encodes 416 amino acids. Gene Ontology annotation, molecular function: DNA-binding transcription activator activity, RNA polymerase II-specific; transcription cis-regulatory region binding. The transcript is spliced from 4 exons. Gene Ontology annotation, cellular component: RNA polymerase II transcription regulator complex.